GCCGUUCCGGGAGCGUUCGGGCCCUUUCCCAGGCUGCCGCCGGGCUGGGAGGCUGGAGCGGGCUGGAGGCGAGCGGCGGCGGAUGGGGCCGACGGAGAGGCUCUGGGAAGGCAGACACAGCGAGCCACCACGUGCUUUUGCCCCCUGGAUUCCAAGAAACCCGCUUAUUUUUUGGUGAAGCAGACCCUGACCUCCUGUUUCUUCGCUGCAUGCCCGCUCACGAGUGCUGGAUUAUGUUUGUCUCCUUCUCCCUUUGCUCCAUAAUUUGGUUGAAUCGUGGUUUCAAGCUGAGGAAAAGGGGCUGCACCUAAAGGCACCGGGACCGGGCUCGUGGGCUGCCUCUUCGUGCAGAGACGUUCAGAGUGCUGAUGGGGGAGAGCUGCCUCUGAGACCCCUCCUCUCCUCGCCCCAAACACUCUGCCUCGCCCUUCAGAGCCCUCCUCUCCACGGCAGAGAGAAUGGGCAGCACCGAUGGGUUCCAGUACCGCGCGCUCUACCCCUACCGCAAAGAGCGCGAGGAGGACAUUGACCUGCUGCCUGGGGACAUCCUGGUGGUGAGCAGAGGGGCCCUGCAAGCCUUGGGCUUCAAAGACGGGGAUGAGCAGACCCCUAAUCAGAUCGGGUGGAUCCUGGGCGUCAACGAGCGGACCAAGCAGAAGGGCGACUUUCCCGGCACCUACGUGGAGUACGUGGGGCCUGUCAAGAUCUCCGUCCCCUCUCACCGGCCCCGGGUGCAGAGACCCCUGCCCGCCACGCCGGGGGCCAGCGGCUGCCGCCUGCAGGAGGCCCUGGAACAAGGGUCUCCUCUGCCAGACUUGCAGGAGCAGUUCAGCCCUCCCGAGAUCGCGCCGCCGCUGCUGGCAAGGCUGGUGGAAGCUAUCGAGAAGAAAGGGCUAGACAGCGAGAUGCUGUACAGGACAUCUGGCUCCGAGCUGAGGCAAGCGCUGAGAACUGAUUGGACCCUGGGUGACCUGGAGCCCUUCGACGUGCACUCCCUGGGCGAGGCUCUGCGAGGGUACCUGCAGGACCUGCCCUCCCCCGUGGUGCCGGUGUCUGUGCACGGAGACGUCCUCCGUGUCCUGCAGGAGGUCUCCCAGCCGGAGAAUUGCCGGAAGCAGCUGCUGCUGGCGCUGGAGUCGCCUGCGGUCCCGCUCCAGAACACGCUCACCCUGCAGUUCCUGCUCCGACAUCUGGGGAAGGUAUCGCAGCAGGCCGAGAGCAACGGCCUCCACCCUCGGGCCCUGGCAGAGAUCUUCGGCCCCCUGCUCCUCCGGCUGCCUGGCGCCAGCCCAGAGCUCAGCCCUGACUUCUCGGUGCUGUUUUUGGAGAUGCUUCUGCAGACAAAGGAGUUGGAGCCAGAACAGUUGCCUCCAGCCUUGCCUCCCAAGCCACCGAAGCCGAAGCCCAGCGCCGCCAGCCUGGCCAACGGGAACAGCGUGCCCUUGCAGGAUGCCGAGUGGUACUGGGGCGACAUUUCUCGGGAGGAGGUGAACGAGAAGCUCCGGGACACCCCUGACGGCACCUUCCUGGUGCGUGACGCCUCCAGCAAGAUCCACGGGGAGUACACGCUGACGCUGCGGAAGGGAGGCAAUAACAAGCUGAUCAAGAUCUUUCACCGAGAGGGGAAGUACGGCUUCUCCGAGCCCCUGACCUUCGGCUCGGUGGUGGAGCUCAUCACCCAUUACCGGCACGAGUCGCUCGCCCAGUACAACGCCAAGCUGGACACCAGGCUGCUCUACCCCAUCUCCAAGUACCAGCAGGACCAAGUGGUGAAAGAGGACAGCGUGGAAGCCGUCGGGGAGCAGCUGAAGGUCUAUCACCAGCAGUACCAGGACAAGAGCUGGGAGUACGACCUGCUGUAUGAGGAGUACACCCGCACUUCCCAGGAGCUGCAGAUGAAGAGGACGGCGAUCGAGGCCUUCAACGAGACCAUCAAGAUCUUUGAGGAGCAGUGUCAGACGCAGGAGAAAUGCAGCAAAGAGUACAUCGAGCGCUUCCGGCGGGAGGGCAACGAGAAGGAGGUUCAACGGAUCCUCAUGAACUCGGAAAAGCUCAAGUCUCGCAUCACAGAGAUCCACGACAGCAAAAUGAAGCUGGAGCAGGACCUGAAGAAACAGGCCUCAGAGAACCGGGAGAUCGACAAGCGCAUGAACAGCCUGAAGCCAGACCUCAUGCAGCUGCGCAAGCUGCGGGACCAGUACCUGGUGUGGCUGACGCAGAAAGGCACCCGGCAGAAGAAAAUCAAUGAGUGGCUGGGCAUCAAGAACGAGACAGAGGACCAGUACUCGAUGAUGGAUGAUGAGGAGGAGCUGCCCCACCACGAGGAGCGAACGUGGUACGUGGGGAAGAUCAACCGCUUGCAGGCAGAGGAGAUGCUGUGUGGCAAACGGGACGGCACCUUCCUGAUCCGCGAGAGCAGCCAGAAGGGAUGCUACGCCUGCUCCGUGGUGGUGGACGGUGACACCAAGCACUGUGUGAUCUACAAAACGGCGACGGGCUACGGCUUCGCUGAGCCCUACAACCUGUAUGCCUCCCUCAAGGACCUGGUCUUGCACUACAAGCACACGUCCCUGGUGCAGCACAAUGACUCCCUGAAUGUCACUCUGGCUCACCCGGUCCUUUCCCAGCCACCAGCCAGAUGAGCAGCCCGUGCACAACACACCAGCUGCCUUCAGCUUCUCCCCAGGGCGCUGCUUUCUGGCUCUGGACUCUUGCACCCUGUAUAGUUGAGUCUCUGUGCUCCUGCCCCUCCAGAGCCUCUGAGAUGUCUGUGACCGUCCCUGAUGUCCCCUUUUGGUCGGUAGCUGAAACCCGUGUUGGCUGACGGGACACAAAGGCUGGGCUGUCGCUUCCCAGUGGGCUCCAGCCUCCAGGAGGUGGGAUCCAGUUGUGAUUGAAUUGCCAGGGGCGAGCACAGCCCCUUCCCCUUCCCUGAUGUGCAGGUCAGACCCCUCCUUGCUGGCAGGUCACCCCGCUACGUAUCACUUGCAGAGCUCAGCUCCCAGCUCCUGCUGUGGCCGAGGGGCUCCUGAGCGUGUGCCCCCUCCCUUGUCCCUCCCCUCGGGGCCCCUGCGGGCUGCAGUGCUGUCAGGUACGAGAGGUGCUGCUGCUCUUGUGUGCAGAGACUCACUUGAACGGGACAAACCCCGUCCUCCUUGGCUGAGGUCUCUGCUCUGGGCCAUGCCCCACCUCGCUGUCUCCCUCUCUAAUGUCACAACCACCUCCUGAGUGUUGCUGCCUGGGAGGGAGAGGCCCUGCUUAGCCACCAACCUCUCGCCUUAGUUGUGUCAACCAAGCUGUGAAACCCUCGUUGGUACCCGUGUGCUUUGCCCAGCAGAGCCUGUGGGCUGCACAGCUUGUUGCCAGCUGUCUGGGCUGAAGCUCUGCAGACAAACCCCCCUGGAAGCUCAGUGUAGCUCUGUAAAUAUGGUUCUGUUUGUAACCAGCUGCUUUUCCUCGUCCUGGUGUUUGCUGAACCCGCCGUGUGACGCGUGGGCAGUGGCUGAAGGGGCUCUGGCAGCCCCAGGCCCCGCAGCAGCAGGAGGGGCCGCAGUGGGACACACACUACGAGCCCUACACAAGAUGAAGGACGCCUGUGCUGCAGGAGAUGGUGUGUGCAGUGGGCCUGGGGCACAGCAGUGGCCGUGCAUGAUGCCCCACCAGCUAUGCCGAGCACUUAGAAUCACGAGUACUGUAUAGGGCUGGGGGUGCUGUGGUGCUGCCCGGCGUGGGCAGGAGCUUGUGGGGGCUGAGGGCUGCAGGUGGCCGUGGAAGAGCUUUAAAAGCCAGAGCUGGGCUGGAAGUUGAGGCUGUGGCAGCAUUUGCUUUGCUGGGCUGUUUGGGGGUUUGCCCAAGAGGCUGUUUCCCACAGGGCUGUGGGAGAGCUGCGGACUCUGCCACUUCUGCUUUGCGUUGUGACACGGGCCCGGCCGGGUCUGCGGGUGCUGCAUGUGCUCUGCGUCCUGUCCCCAGCGUGUCCCCUCCUGCCUCGCCAUGCUCUGCUGCUCGCUGCCCUCCACGCUGAUCCCCACAGCUGUUUGGGUCUGGGAUUGCUGGAGCAAAGGUCCCAUUCCUGUUGUUCUCCUGGGCUCGGUUGUGCAGGCCCCGUUCCCUGCUCUCUGUGUCCUCUCCAGGCGCAGGGACUGGGGGGUUGGUUCUGGUUGUUUUGGUGUUGGGUGCUCUUCAGGAUGUAGAGCAGCAGAUGAGUUCCUGAUGCUGACCCAUCACAGCUUUGGGGCUCUUUUUGGGAUCACUCAGGAAAAGCUGCCAGGCAUAAUUAAGGGAAUAGUUUGGGCUGUGAUUUGGGAGCGGGGCAGGAAGGGACAGUGCUCACAGCCCUCUCUGCAGGGGCCUCCCAGGGCCCGUGGGGUGGCUGGGGGAAGCCACACCAACACCCCAAAGCUUUCUGCCAGGCUCCUGCACCGCUCACAGCGGCACGUGCUCAGCCUGGGGACUCUGCUGGUCCUGUGCUUCCAGCAGGUCCCCACGCCCCAGGCCAGGCUGCAGGCCCCUCACCCUACAGAGUCCAUGCCCCCCUCACCCCACUGACAACACCGUGGGGCUGCUCCUGCCUGGGCUUUGCUCUGGGCUCAGGCCUGGGCUUGUGAGCUUGGGGACAGCUUCUGCUUUGCUUGGUGCUCGUCCCAGCUCUGCUCCUAGGGGAAAUUCCAGCGCUUUUUUUAUCCUUUCAGCUGAAUUUCUGCUCUUCUCCCCACACUGUCCCUUCCUGCUGCCCAGCUGGAGCCCCUUUCCUCCCCAGGAAGCGUGGGCAGCUCGGCCUGAGCGCGGGGUCCUCACAGACCACCCCUCUGCAUCUUCCAGCACGGCCCUUCCUGCCCAGCAGCCCCGUCCCCACGGCCCGUGCCCAGCGGGCUCAGCCGGCACGUCCUGCGUGCAGCCAGGCGGGAGAUGCCCUGUGCUGGGGCUGCCUUUCCCUGACGGGGCUUGACGUGGCUCCGUGAAACACAGCUUUUCCCUCAUCCCCCUCCUUGGGGUGGAAGCCCAAGCCCUGAGCUCCCUGCCUGCCCUGCAGCUCCCCCGCCAUCAGCUACUUGUGAUUUGUCCUUUGCUGCUUUCGCUCGUGCUCUUCCCAGCGCCGGAUGAACCCGGCAGCCGCGUCUAUUUGAGGCCCUGGGCUGUGCUUUGCUGCUUGUGACCCCCCUGUACCGUGUGUUCCCUCCCUCCCUCUCUCCCUCCCCAUGCCACACACCCACACGGGUGUAACGUGGCCGUUCCUGUUCCCCAGGGCACAGCUCUGGGCUUGUCCCCUCUGUGUCCCUGCUCGGGGCUGCUCCAGGCUCCCCCCCGUGAACCCCCCGAGGGCUCUCGUGUCAGUGGCAGCUGCGGGAGGGCUCCUCGGAUCUUAGUUCCUAGGUAUAUGCAAUAAUGAGUAACUUGCCACUUCAGCUCUUCGUUACCAGCAGUAGUUCUGUUCUCUAUGCUCUUUCUGUUGAUGUUUACUAAUGUAAACCCAGUAUUUGUUACUGUAAGAGGAUUUUUUGUACGGUACUUCAGAAAAAAACCCCACAAAACCGCCACAAAGAGGAAAAAAAAAGAGAAAAAGCAAGAAAUAAACAGAAUUAAUGACCUG
This is a messenger RNA of Colius striatus (speckled mousebird), 5590 nucleotides long. It is a transcript of the gene PIK3R2, whose product is annotated as phosphoinositide-3-kinase regulatory subunit 2. The record is from RefSeq and is a predicted model, not a curated record. Gene Ontology annotation, biological process: insulin receptor signaling pathway; phosphatidylinositol phosphate biosynthetic process. The transcript has 16 exons. NCBI's taxonomy places the organism in Eukaryota, Metazoa, Chordata, Aves, Coliiformes, Coliidae. Gene Ontology annotation, molecular function: 1-phosphatidylinositol-3-kinase regulator activity; protein binding. Gene Ontology annotation, cellular component: phosphatidylinositol 3-kinase complex. The coding region runs from base 459 to 2642 and encodes 727 amino acids.